Heterobasidion irregulare TC 32-1 is the source of this 1047-nucleotide messenger RNA. RefSeq names its product inorganic ion transporter. Gene Ontology annotation, biological process: monoatomic cation transport; transmembrane transport. Gene Ontology annotation, cellular component: membrane. Gene Ontology annotation, molecular function: monoatomic cation transmembrane transporter activity. Bases 1 to 1047 code for a protein of 348 amino acids. The record is from RefSeq and is a predicted model, not a curated record. The transcript is spliced from 11 exons. Lineage: Eukaryota; Fungi; Basidiomycota; Agaricomycetes; Russulales; Bondarzewiaceae.
AUGUUCAACAACGGCUACAAGAACGAGGAAGAGCUCGCAGCACUCCGCAGACGCAAACGCGGUGGCAGGCUCGAGCGCUAUCACCGACGCCAGAAUGCCCUCAUCGCUUCGCUCCUCAAGCCCAUGGAGGAGCACACCGAAGAUGCGCGAAUCGAAGAAGACGCCGCGCGUUUGCCAGUAAAAAUCGCCGUGCGGGCAAGCUUAAUAGCAAACUUUGCGCUCUGUAUCUUACAAAUGUACGCUGCCGUAUCUUCCGCUUCGCUUUCCCUCCUUGCGACCGGCAUCGACUCGGUCUUCGACAUCGGAAGUAACGUCCUGCUUUAUUGGCUACACCGAAAAGCAAAUGCCAUGGACGAGAAAAAGUGGCCCGUUGGUGGCGCACGGCUCGAGACCAUCGGAAACUCAUCCGUUCCAAACAGGAUGGGCUCGGUAAACCUGGUUGUUAUCGUCGAGUCCGCGAGGGGGCUCAUCACACAUGGCGACGGUGACCUGAAUCAGCUUCAUCUAACUUCUCUAAUAGCAGUCGCGGCCGCCCUGGGCGUCAAAUUUCUGUUGUUCUUAUAUUGUUACUCGCUCCGCACAAAGUCUAGUCAAGUUUUGGUCCUUUGGGAGGACCAUCGUAAUGAUCUGUUCAUCAACUCUUUCGGAUUGCUCAUGUCCGCGGGUGGCAGUAAAUUGAAAUGGUUUUUGGACCCUAUGGGAGCAAUCAUCAUCGCGCUUGGAGUCAUCAUUGCGUGGGGCCGCACGAUACAUGGCCAGUUCGAGCUCCUCGCGGGCAAGUCGGCGCCGCACGACUUCAUUCAGCUCAUCAUCUACAAGGCCAUGAUCUUCAGUGAUGAUAUCGAAAAGAUAGACACCGUGCGGGCGUACCACGACUACUUUGUCGAGGUGGACAUCGUGAUGGACGCGCGGACUCCGCUCUGGAAAGCGCACGACAUCAGCCAGCAGCUGCAAGACAAGAUCGAAGUCCUUCCAAACGUCGAGCGCGCGUUCGUGCACGUGGAUCACGAGACGACACAUCCUCCGGAACACCGAAAGUUUAUAUGA